Suillus discolor is the source of this 1064-nucleotide messenger RNA. Its product is annotated as syntaxin-like protein. Lineage: Eukaryota; Fungi; Basidiomycota; Agaricomycetes; Boletales; Suillaceae. The coding region runs from base 144 to 803 and encodes 219 amino acids. Gene Ontology annotation, biological process: vesicle fusion; intracellular protein transport. The record is from RefSeq and is a predicted model, not a curated record. Gene Ontology annotation, cellular component: endomembrane system; SNARE complex. The transcript is spliced from 4 exons. Gene Ontology annotation, molecular function: SNAP receptor activity; SNARE binding.
CUCCCAUCUCAGGGCUGCGAAACUUUGCAAUAUCGGCAGCUCUCAUACUCUCAGGGAGCUCCUUCAAAGUUUCUCUUCCUUCUCAGCACCCAUUCAUCCUCUUCGCUCGAGGGGCCCCGGAGUCCCACCUCUGUAUACGAACCAUGUCCGCUGCGAAACUGACAUCUCUUGCGACCUCAACACUUUCUCUCCUGCUCGAACGGCAGCGCCUCCAGGCCUCCCAUCCCACUCUACAUCUGCAAACAAUAUCAACCAAUUUACAUAAGAUUAGGGAUGGUGUCAUAGCCCUCCGCACCACUUCCGAUGAUGAAGCUGCGGAAAGCCUUAGAGCACACUACGAACGGCUGCGCGGUAUGUUUGGGGAAGCAGCAGCAGAGAAGGCUGGAUUACAUACUAUACCCCCUCCGAUGCCACCGUCACCCCCACCUCUAGCUGAACGUGUUCCGAGUCCUGAGACAACCUACGAACCAUACACGGACGACCCUUCGCUGGAUCCAGAUGAAAAUGGCAUUUUGAUGCAACAGAGGCAGAUAAUGGAUGCGCAAGAUGCUCACCUUGACCACCUUUCUUCUUCGAUUGGUCGACAGCAUCACAUUUCGCUCCAGAUAGGCGACGAGCUCGAGGUACAUACGGGACUUCUUGAUGCCCUAGACACUGAGCUCGACGGUACCGGUGCCCGCAUGUCCAAUGCGAGGCGCAAACUUGAACGUGUUGCUCAAGGCGCGAGACGAAAUGGCUCUACAGUCACAAUUGCUCUUCUCAUACUAAUACUACUCAUCCUCAUUGUAGUGUUUAAGACCUGAUGGGAGCCAUAUUCAUGUAUCGCGCACAUCCUACGGUAAGACUUAUUGAAAGGGACUUUCCAUCUGCUGGCAGUAUGAUACCUUUGUGUUAAUAUUUUUCUCAUAUCGCUUGCUCAGACCUAGGCGUUGACAGACUUGUCAAGGGUAAUGUCAAAAUGUAACUGCUCUCAUAAGCGGCAGCAAUCCAGCCCACGUACGAUGGAACACCUGUAACUAUAGGUGUUGAUGCGGUAACAAUCUUAGAGCAAGUGACAGUUGGGG